AUGGACCCCCAUCAGCAACACCAAUACGUUGAUCAGCAGCAGCAGAACCAAUACGGCGGCCAGCAGCAGCAAGCCAUUCAGCCAGACUACGCCCAGGGAGCCAAUGUCAACAACCAGGAAUGGCAAUCCGGUAUCUGCAGCUGUGGGCCAUGCGAGUCCUGUCUACUUGGCACCUUUCUGCCAUGCAUGCUCCUUGGUAGAACCUCGGAGCGCAUGCGCGACCCCACCAUGCAAACCUACGAGACAGUCAACACCGACUGCUUGCUCAUGUGCGGCAUCAGCUACUUCACCGGCUGCGGAUGGAUCUACACCAUGAUGAAGCGUGGCGAAAUCCGCGAGCGCUUCGGCAUCAAGGGCUCCGGCUUCUCAGACUGUUGCACCAGUUACUGGUGCGGAUGCUGCGCUCUCAUCCAGCAGGACAAGGAGGUCCAGGCCCGUUUGUCUACCGGCCCCAUCGCUCAGGGGUACCAGCCCGAGAAGGGCAUGCAGAUGCCGCAGCAGUAG
Colletotrichum truncatum is the source of this 504-nucleotide messenger RNA. RefSeq names its product Cell number regulator 11. The record is from RefSeq and is a predicted model, not a curated record. Lineage: Eukaryota; Fungi; Ascomycota; Sordariomycetes; Glomerellales; Glomerellaceae.